Momordica charantia (bitter melon) is the source of this 1156-nucleotide messenger RNA. RefSeq names its product NAC domain-containing protein 83. Lineage: Eukaryota; Viridiplantae; Streptophyta; Magnoliopsida; Cucurbitales; Cucurbitaceae. Gene Ontology annotation, biological process: regulation of DNA-templated transcription. Gene Ontology annotation, molecular function: DNA binding. The record is from RefSeq and is a predicted model, not a curated record.
GUGAAGGGAAGGGCAAUGCCAAUGCGUGGUGAUUGAGAGUAGUGAAAUUAAAUUAGGUAAGUAGAGGGAAAUUAAUUGUUGAAUGGAUAAGUUAGUGAGAUUCGAUGGAAUUAGGGGAUUGCCUCCGGGAUUUCGUUUUGAGCCGACGGAACAAGAGCUGGUGUUCGAGUAUCUAAAAUGCAAGCUGCUGUCCUCCUCGUCUAGUUUGAACUUGUGUGCUUCCAUAAUUCCAGAGAUAUUGGAUGUGUGCAACUUCGAUCCUUGGGAUAUUCCAGUUCCAGUACGUGUAGGUGGCGAUGGGAAUGAGGAAGAGAUGAGAUACUUGUUCAGCAAGAACCGAAAUGGAAAUGGAAAUGGGAAGCGGAGCACUCCUAGCGGGUACUGGAAGCCCACGGGUCGGGAUACCAAAAUAGUAGCUUCUUCUUCGCCGUCCAAUUCCAAUUGGAGUAGUAAUAAGAAUAAUAAUAGUUACAGCAGCAGCAGCAGCAGCAGCACUAGUGUGGGGAUUAAGAAGACUCUAGUUUUCUUCAGCACCAGCAAAGCUAAAGGUAAAACAAAGAGGAUGAGGAGGACCCGAAGCCGGUGGGUAAUGCAUGAAUAUAGCCUCUUCCUCCCUACUCAAACUCAAAUGGAUCAUACGGAGAAUAAUUGGGUUGUGUGCCGCAUUUUCUGCAGCAACAACAACAACACCACCACCACCAAUUAUGAGUCGGAUUUUAUGAUGAUGGACCCAAAUCACAUGGAUAUGGAAGAGAUUGAUGAUAUGCAUUAUGGGCGGCGCCGUCCCUGCACUUCUACUACUGUUUCCUCCUCCUCCUCCUCCUCCUCAUCCUCUUCUUACAAUCCCCAUCAAUAAUUCAUCUAUUCCACCCCAACGCCAUUUCCAUUGAUCUCACUCCCACUCAAAUGGCAUCAAUAUCAUUUCUCUAAUUACUUUUCUUUUCUUUUUCUAAUUAUUCAUGUCUCGCUUUUACUUUUUCCCAUCAUCAACUCAUGGUUCGCCCUCAAUUUUCUUAUCAAACUUUCCUCUUCCUCUAAUCUCUAAUCUUCAACUUUCAACAAUAUUACAUGCAAAUCAAUAUACUCAUCUUUUUACCUUCUCACAUAAACAAAUAAUCCAACAUAAUAUUUGUUUCUGCCACCAUUUAAUCUCUAA